Molecule: messenger RNA, 228 nt
Organism: Paramecium tetraurelia
Lineage: Eukaryota; Ciliophora; Oligohymenophorea; Peniculida; Parameciidae
Exons: 1
Source: RefSeq, a predicted model, not a curated record
AUGAGUGAUCGAAAGCAAUAAUUAGAAAAGAAGGAGAAGGACUAUCAUCAAUCUCUUUUAAUGGAAAAGUAAGUACUGGAUGAAUUUCAUAAACCAUAUGAUAUUAUGAGAAAACCAUAAUUAGAUACUAUGAAUGAAGGUUCUUUGAGUGAAAAAGUCAAAUAAUAUUUUCAAAAUUUGAAUGUUAUUAAAUAGACUAAUAUGGUUUUAAUACAAAUAAGAUUAUGA